GACUUCCUGUUGCCACAAAGACUAAUGAAACUGACAAAACGGAUUACUAAUAACAUAUAGACAAGACAUGGCCUCGGCUUACACGCAGUCAAAAUUUUUAGACCUUAAAUUGUGCUCCAUUUGUUUGGCACCGUUCAAAGUCCCAAGAUGUCUGCCAUGCUCUCAUUCAUUUUGUCACCAAUGCUUAAGUUCUCACAUUUUGUCAACUUGUGAACAAAAAGAUGUACCUUUGGGAUUUUCUUGUCCGUUGUGUCGUGAAUUUGUUCCUUCUCCGGGACAACCAGAUGAUUCGGAUCACUGGGCAGAAAGAUUUCCUGUAAGUACUAUACUGGCUCAGUUAACAGAAGAGAGUGAAGCUUUUACAACCUGCUGGGCUUGUAGAAGGGAAAACGAAGACGAAGAAGCAACCGAUUACUGUAUUACAUGUAAGGAAACCCUUUGCAAACUUUGCGCAAAAUAUCAUCGCAGAAAUUUAGCCAGUCAGAAUCAUGAAAUAUGUUUGAUCUCUGAAAUAGGGUCACAUAAUAUAGAUGAAAAUAAUGACACAACUUUUUGUGACAAACAUGAAGGAAGAUAUAUAGAGUUGUACUGUAAUGAUCAUGAUACGCUCUGUUGCGCAGUGUGCAUUAGCUCAGAACAUAAAAAAUGUGACGAACUUAUCACCUUUGAAGAGGCUGCAGAAAAUCUUAAAAGACGAGGUUUUAUAGAAGCAUUAUUAUAUGACAUCAAAAGAAUAAAAAAUGAAUUAGGAGAAGCUAAAAAGAAUGAAGAAGAAAAUGCUAUAGUGUUGAUGAGAUGUCUGACAGAAUUACCAAAGAAGCACAGCAUUUCCAACAAGAAAAUUAUCUCAAUGAGAUUGCAAAGAAAAGGAAAGAUGCAGUGCAGAAGUUGGAGAGAGGAAAACUUGACAUUACCGACCGAAAUGACUUCUUUAGAAUAUUUGUUGAAACUCCUUGUGUCAUUAAAUGACAAAGGUAAUUACAAUGCCUUAAAAUUUGUUCAAGUCUGCAACAUGGUACAAGAAAAGAUUGAUCUGUUAGCAAAAUAUCAAAUAAAUGAAACAUCAUUCACCAUGUCAUCAAAGCUAUCUAAUGAGUAUAAAAAAAUACUGAAACUUGGGAAUAUUACGCUGUUGGAAUCUUCAAGAAAAAUAUGUGAAACAACAAACAUCAAAAAAGCUAAAUUUUUACUUAUUUCAGAAAGUUAUAUGUUUAACAAAGUGAAGGGUUGCACAUUUACUUCCAGUGGCAAUAUUUUGUGCACAGAUUAUGGAAAAUCACACUGUGUCAUUCUUUUGGAAACAAGUUUAGAGUAUAAGCCCGAGAUAGCUUUCAAUGUUGGACCUCAUCCAUGGGACAUGGAAGCAGACAACGGCACAUUUUACGUUACCCAGCGCGAUGAUCAAGUAACACGUGUCCAGAGAUUUUCAGAAAACAAUUUUCGACCUUUGGGGUCACUGAAUGUUGGAAAAUCUUGCUUAGGAAUCACCGUUGUUGGGGAAAAUAUUUAUGUUGUGUCUGAGAAGUCUCUCAUUAUAAAAAGGAAUAAAAAUGGAGAGGGUACUCCAGAAGUAGUCUACCAGCAUAAAACAAAAGGAUUGCGAUACCUGACUAGCAUUAGUAAUGAAUUGAUUGUUUUCACUGAUUUCUCCUCUGAUUCUGUAUCAACUCUUCGUUUGAAUGUACCGGGAGAAAGAGCUUGGAGGUACACACACCCUGAACUACAGGGUCCUUAUGGGCUUGAUAAAGACCCUAGCUCUAAUGUCUAUGUAGUUGGAAAAAAGAGCAAUAACAUACAUAUACUAUCUAUGUCUGGUUCUUUGAUAAGAAUUUUGAAAGAUAUAGAUACUCCUGUGUGUAUUAAGUUCAAGAAGGGUAGUUUCACUUGCUUUCUUGCACGAGAACAUACUAAAUCAAUUAGUCAAGUGAUGUUGUAUAAAUUUGUAUGAAUAUCAAAGUUGCAUACUGUGAUAUCUCAAAAUAUGGUUUUGAUUCCAGCUAAAAAUUGAAUAAAGUAUAAC
Saccostrea cuccullata (small rock oyster) is the source of this 2020-nucleotide messenger RNA. Its product is annotated as E3 ubiquitin-protein ligase Midline-1-like. Gene Ontology annotation, molecular function: ubiquitin protein ligase activity; zinc ion binding. NCBI's taxonomy places the organism in Eukaryota, Metazoa, Mollusca, Bivalvia, Ostreida, Ostreidae. The transcript has 2 exons. Bases 68 to 1948 code for a protein of 626 amino acids. The record is from RefSeq and is a predicted model, not a curated record.